AUCGGGGAGCGCCGCACGGCUGAAAGGACCCCAAGGGAAGAAGAGGAGGGCUGCCCUUCGCGCUGCCUGAUUCCCUUUCCGGCAUGGCUCUCUUCCUGGUCCCGAGGUAUGAAGGCGAUGGGAAGAAAGAGGAGGGAAACAGCCCACAAAAAGCGUCUCAGUUGUUGCUGCGACGUUUGCAGGAAAAGGCCCUCCUUCGAGAGAAGCAGAAAACACAGCCAAACCUCACAAUUUCUGGCCCCAAAAUCCAUGAAGAAAAUGAAGUUUUGGGGUCAAAGGAUGAAAAUGAAGUGAUUCCGGUGCAAAUAAAGGGAAAGAAGCGGAAACGGGACAAAUCUUUGAAGAAAGUCGGCAAAAAAAAUCAGAACAAGAAACACGAGGAGGAAGAUUUUGGGGAAACAGAUCCAGGGGUGAAAACAGCUGAUCUAGAAGAAGGCAAAGAAGGAGGAGGAGAAGAAGAAGAAGAGAAAGAUAGGAGCCCAUCCGCUCCGGAGUGCAGUCCAGACCCAGCUCCUCUGAGUGCGAUUGUCCUGGGCCAUCGCAGCCACAGAACGGUGCAGAAGGUGAGGCCACACUUACCGCCAUGGCUGUCGGCACCGCAGCGGAUCAAGAAGCGCAUCAAGGCCAACCUGCUCCCUCUCGCCGACCUCCCUCACCUUCACCCGACGCUGAUGAAGAAGCUGAAAGCCAACGGGAUCAAAGCUUUCUUUCCAGUCCAGGCGGAGGUGAUUCCGGCCAUUUUGUCUGGCUGUUCCGGGGGCUUCCUGGCCGGGCGGGGGGGCUUCCGGCCAAGCGACCUCUGCGUCUCGGCCCCCACCGGCAGCGGGAAGACCCUGGCCUUCGUGGUGCCCAUCGUCCAGGCACUUUUGGGCCGCGUUGUCUGCCGGGUCCGAGCGCUGGUCGUCCUUCCCACGAAAGAGCUGGCCCAGCAGGUGAGCAAAGUAUUCAAUCUGUACACCGACGGAACAGGGCUGAAAGUGGUCCAGAUCACCGGCCAGAAAUCCUUCGCUAAAGAACAAGAGUCGCUUGUGGAGAAAACGCUGAGUGGUUUCCGUAGCCUGGCGGACAUCGUGGUGGCCACUCCGGGCCGCUUGGUGGACCACCUGCAGGAGACCCCUCACUUCGGCCUCUCACAGCUCCGCUUCCUGGUGAUUGACGAAGCAGAUCGCAUGGUGGACGGGAUGCACCAGGAUUGGCUGAGGCAGGUGAUGCAGGCCGUCUUCCGGGAGCGAGAGGCCGGUGCCGGGACCUUUGAGCGGAAGGAGGAGGCGCACCUCACGGCGGCCGGGGCCUCCGUGCCUCGGCUCCCCUUCCAGAAGCUUCUCUUCUCGGCCACUUUGACACGCGACGCAGAGAAGCUGCAGACCCUGGGCCUCUUCCGCCCGAGGCUCUUCAUGCCGGAAGAAGAACGGAAGGAGGAAGGAGAGGAGGAGGAGGAGGACGAAGAAGAAGGCGGAGAGGAGAAGAAAUACUCGCUCCCCGAGGGCCUCUCGCAAUACUUCGUGCCUUGCAGCCUGCGCUGGAAGCCGCUCUUCCUGCUGCACUUCCUCCUCCGCCUGAAGUUCUCCCGCGUCCUCUGCUUCGUCAACAGCAAGGAGACCUCCCACCGGUUGUUCCUGCUGGUCAAGGCCUUUGGAGGGGUCAGCGUGGCUGAGUUUUCCUCAAGGUUGACCCCGAACCAAAGGAAAGCAACGCUGAAGGAGUUUGAAAGAGGGAAGAUCCAGCUACUAAUCAGCACGGACGCCACGGCAAGAGGCAUCGACGUGGACGGGGUGAAGUGCGUCAUCAGCUACGAAGCGCCACAGUUCAUCCGGACUUACAUCCACCGGGUGGGCCGCACAGCGAGGGCUGGGAGAGCUGGCUUGGCCUUCACGCUCCUCUUAAAGCAGCAGGAGUCCCGCUUCCUGCGGAUGCUGUCCCAAGCCGGCCUCCCCGCCGUCGAUCAGCAGGUGGUCAGAGUGGACGAGAUCCGGCCGCUGGUCCCUCGCUACCAAGAGGCCCUGCAGCAGCUCCAGGAGGUGGUCAAGGAGGAGAGAGCUGAGAAACUGUCUUGAAAGGAAGGCAAGAAAUCAGAGGAGGAGCCCAUUGUCUUCAAGGCCGGCGUUGACGUCUACCUAGUAUAAUUGAAUCCUGGAUGUAUGGUUUAAUCUGCCCCAUAAAAAUAAUUAAAUAAAUACACAUUUGCAUAUAUUUA
Molecule: messenger RNA, 2194 nt
Organism: Anolis sagrei ordinatus
Lineage: Eukaryota; Metazoa; Chordata; Lepidosauria; Squamata; Anolidae
Gene: DDX51
Product: DEAD-box helicase 51
Cellular component (GO): nucleus
Molecular function (GO): ATP binding; nucleic acid binding
Source: RefSeq, a predicted model, not a curated record